Gadus macrocephalus (Pacific cod) is the source of this 1585-nucleotide messenger RNA. RefSeq lists its product as uncharacterized. Bases 395 to 1093 code for a protein of 232 amino acids. The record is from RefSeq and is a predicted model, not a curated record. The transcript has 2 exons. Lineage: Eukaryota; Metazoa; Chordata; Actinopteri; Gadiformes; Gadidae.
UGGGGGGACGUGCGACGUCUGGCCUGCAGGGGGAGUAUGGGCAGGUUGGGAGCGCACCGGAUUGGCUGGGGGGGUUGGACCUGAGUGCGAGCAGGUGUCAGCACUCAGGCCAAUCAGGGAGUGUUUGUAUUUAUGUGCCUGCUUUGUGGUUAGUAGGAGGCAGACCGGGGAGCAGAGAGAGGUCCAACGCGUUCCCCACCAGAGAUCGCAGGUCGUGGAUCGCAGAACGCGAGGACUCUCCUGGACUUUAAUUUCAAUUUUAGUUUCAAGUCUCUCUCCCUUUGUUUUGUUACGCUUCCAAAUAAAGACGUGCCCAGUGAGGGAAGACGAACUGUGGCCUCCGUGCGCUCUCUGAUCCUGUUACAGUGAAGCCCAAUACGGGGCGGGCGCAGACAUGGACCAGUCACGGCUGGGAAGCGUGCUCGGGCAUCUGGCCCAGAUGGCGGAACGACAGGGCCAGCUCCAGCAUACCCAAAGCGAGGUGCUCACAGAGCUGGCCCAGUCCAUGGCGGCGGAUCGGGCCGUCCUACGGGAGCUCCUCGCCUCCGGGGGACGUGGCGAGGGACCCAGGGGAGCAGGACCCGUGGCCAACAUCCACGUCCCAAAGAUGGGGAAGGCGGACGAUGCGGAAGCCUUCCUGGAGACUUUUCAGGGGGUGGCCGAGGUCUCCGGGUGGCCUCAUCAGGAGUGGGCUCAUCGUCUCCUGCCGCUCCUGACGGAAGAGGCCCAGCUUGCGGACCACAGUCUGCCAGCCGGGGCCCAGCGGGACUAUGGGACCAUCACCAGGGCCAUCCGGGACCGGCUUGGCCUUUACCCGGAAGAACAUCGUCGCCGGUUCCGGACACUGGCGUUCACCGAGGGGGACCGUCCCUUCGCCUUUGCCCAGCAGCUGCGGGACCAGGCGAGGAGGUGGUUCGUUCCGGACCAGAACUCGGCAGAGGACGUGGUGGAGCAGGUGGCCCUGGAGAGGUUCGUUGAGGGGCUUCCGGCCAGGACCUCCGCCUGGACCCACCAACGGCCCAGCGACCACCAACACCGGUCCCACGCACCGGUGCAGCAGCCCUACGACGGGACAGGCCAAGCCCGGCGCUGAGGGCGAGAGGGGGGGUCCCCGUUACGGAGCGGGCACGUGAAUAUCCUCCCACCCCCACUCCACAGACGGGCGCUCAGACGGCAGGGGAGGGGUGCUGGAGGUGCGGGCGGCCUGGUCACUUCCGGCGGGAUUGCCCUCUAAUGGAGGUGGGCCAGGUCGUGGGCAUCACCGUUGCCCCGUCUCCUCCCCCCGGUUCCGGCGAGGAGUACCGUAUCCCGGUGAGGAUACAGCGGGGUACGCACCAGGCGCUGUUGGACUCAGGCUGCAUGCAGACCAUGAUCCACCAGCGUCUGGUGCGGUCCGAGGCAUUGGUGGAGGCAGACCGGGGAGCAGAGAGAGAGAGAGGUCCAACGCGUUUCCCACCAGAGAUCGCAGGUCGUGGAUCGCAGAACGCGAGGGCUCUCCUGGACGUUAAUUUCAAUUUUAGUUUCAAGUCUCUGUUUUGUUUUGUUACGCUUCCAAAUAAAGACGCGCCCAGUGAGGGAAGACGAA